Molecule: messenger RNA, 6085 nt
Organism: Rhopilema esculentum
Lineage: Eukaryota; Metazoa; Cnidaria; Scyphozoa; Rhizostomeae; Rhizostomatidae
Product: small G protein signaling modulator 2
Biological process (GO): activation of GTPase activity
Molecular function (GO): GTPase activator activity
Source: RefSeq, a predicted model, not a curated record
GGCAACUCCUCCAGAGAUAUGACAGUUAAGAUGCAGACAAGUGAGCAGAGCAGAUGCUUCAGUCGACAUUGAUAUGAUGGUGACUGAGUGCAGUGACCGGCAGUGAAAAAGAUGUAAUUUUGGAGAUUAUGCACACCUAGCAGAUGGAUUUCAUCCGCAAAAGUGACAGCAGUAUAGUUUUGCAAGAGAAAAUUGCGAAGGAGAAAGAAGAACUGCUUGAAAAUGUCAAGAGAGAGGCCAAAAGACUCAUGGAAGAAGCAGUUACAAGAAGAUUUGUGCAUGCAGAUAGCAGCUCAGUCUCUUCAUUAUGUGCUGCUGUUGAUGCCUGCCUAGGCCAUCAUCUCAAGAAAAGAGUUGGGGGCCUCCUGUCAUCAAGCUCAACGGACUCACUCAUCAGCAAAUUCGCAAAGUAUGACGAAGAUGCGAGUGACAUUGCCAAGCAAUGCAGCGAUGCACACGACAACAUCAGCAGAAUAUCUACGACAGAUAACCAACAGCGAAAGAACAUUGCCAAAGUCAAUGGCUACAAUGUGUCAGGGCAUCAUGGAAAGCAUCUCUGGAUAAGGCUUGCCCUUUUAGAACGCGUACUUUCUAAAAUCAUCGGAACACUUCUGGAACAUUACGAAGAGUUCUAUGAAAGUGAUGCAUUUCUCGCUGAUCAAGUGUUUGGACCUUCGCUCGUUUGGUUGUUAGAUGGCCCGUGCUCGUUGGAUUAUUCGAAGAUGAAAACACCAGAGGCCACUUGGACUGAUCCUCCAGCCGAUGAACUUGUAAUGCGCCACCGCAUUUACGGUAGCACCCCAGCAUCUUCGUCUCCACAGCUUAGCAAGCCGCAGCUAUUUAUGAGCCCCAGCAGUGAGGCGAUUUCAAGUGCUCCGCAGCUGGCAAGAGAGCAUGUUGGUUCUCUGCACCAGAAUGCUCACUCCUCUUUGAUGUUCGGCAAAAAUAAUGUUGUUAUUGACAUGCCAGAAUUUGAGAAACCUGUUGCUGGCUACCUGUCUAUUCACAAAUGCCCAGAAUCGCUGCUUUUGAAAUGGACACCAAACCUGAUGAUGAGUGGUGCCUCGGAGACAGAAAAGAGCUUGUACUGGAACAGGGUGCUGACAGUUGACAUGUCUGACAUUGUCUUUCUACACUGUCACCAGAGUGGUGAUGGGACGAAUGGAACUGUUGUUUUGAUAGGCCAAGAUGGGCUACAGCUUCCCCCUUUUUCAUUCCCAUCCGGCUCGCUGCUAGCAUUUUUAACCUGCCUCGAACAAGGUUUGUCUCCUUCGGGGCGUUUCGACCCUCCACUCAAUUUGGCGAGCAUCAACUCUGCGCAAGGUCCGCAGUACAAAAGAAAUUUGUUGACUGAGAAAAUAGCAAAACUUGGCGAGGAAGUAAAUGGAAACGUGUCACAGGAUUUCGUAUUUAGACUGAUUAACGGAAUGAAGACAAGUGCAGUAGACAAGAAACAACUGCAAAAGCUGUUAUCGAAUGCUACUCCAAGCAAAAUUCUGCCAAUCUGGAAGGAAAAGGAAGAAAAGAGAAAAAACCUACUGCCGAAAAUGCAUAAUGUGAAAUUGCAGCGUAGCGGUGGAAUACCAGCGAGGGUGUCAGUCCAGUUGGCAUAUGACAAAAUGAAACAUCAGAUAUUGUCAAGGGCGUUUUACGGAUGGAUAGCACACUGCCGUUACUUGAAAACUGUUCGAACCCAUUUGGCAUCGUUAAUCUUACCAAUCGGAUUUACAGAAAAAUUGCCUGCUGAUGUCGAAAGUGGUGUCACUGAAAAAGUGUUUGACAGACUCUGUGCUAAAGGACAGAUUGACGAUAUGAUGUUGAUGAUGCAGUACAUUUAUUAUGGUGGUGUCCAUCCAUCAAUACGAUACAAGGUCUGGCCAUACCUACUGGGACACGUUUUAUUUGGAUCAACUGCAGAAGAUUUGAUGCAAGCAGAAAUACACUUACGUGAAGAUUAUAACAAAAUUGUUAAAGAAUGCAAAAAACUCGAGAAAUAUCUGAGACUAAAGGAGAAAGAUUUGCUAAGUAUGUCAGGUUUCGGAGAUGUCGAGUUACGGACGAGUGAUUCUGUUGAUGGUGAAUCGAGGGAAAGUUCUAUUUUGCAAACGAAAAUGAAUUCAGAAGGAUCACAAAGCGAUACCCAGUCUGACAGCCUGGUUAUUGAUGGUUGCAGGGACGAAAGCUUUGGAAGCAGUAACGAAAGCACAACCAAUCUUCACCAAGGAAAUCCGGAAUGGAAUAAGAACUCCCUCAUAUCCAGCUUAAUGGAAACAAAAGACAGUUUACGGGAAAUGGUCGAUAGUGCGAGUAAACGAGGUGCCGAAGCAUGGAGAAACCUUGUUAAGAAAUCAAAGAAAAAGCAACUUCGCCGUCGAACUGAAAGCGAACCAACGUCGAAACGUCUAGAACAGUUAUCAUCGACUAGUUUUGACUUAGAAAUUGCGUGUAACACUUGCGGAAAGAAGAUAAUCGAAAGCAAACAGCGUGUACUUGACGGAAAAUUAAAUGACAGUAGUAUGGACAAUAUUGAAUGCUUAACAUGUUUACAGAAUCGGGAGACAAAUGGUGAUGAUCCCGAGCUUUGGAAUAUAGGGUACCCGGAGCCUCUGAAGACGAGAUCCCGGUCUGUCUCGAGCACCAAUCCGGAGACUGGUGAGCGAUAUGACGACACGAAGAAAGAUUCGGUAGAUGCGCCGAAGUUUUUUAUCGUCAAUGGAGAAGACCUUGACAAUCGAAAGUCAUCUGCUUCUGCACUGGAAGCUGCAUACGGGGAGGACGUAUUGAGAGAGUUUGCCUUGAAUAUUCACCGCAUUGAUAAAGAUGUUUUGAGAUGCGAUCGAAACCAUCCUUACUUUGCUUCGGAUAAUCUUAGCAAAUUGCGAAAUGUUGUUAUGAGUUACGUAUGGGAAAGGCUUGAAGUUGGCUAUGUUCAGGGAAUGUGUGACCUUUGUGCGCCGUUUCUGAUUAUAUUUGAUGACGAGGCGAAAGCCUAUGGCUGCUUCGUAAGGCUAAUGGAAAGAAUGGAGCCAAAUUUUCCUCAUGGUACCGCAAUGGAUUCACACCUUGCCAACAUCCAAUCAAUUCUCCAGAUUUUAGAUCCUGAACUUUACGAAGUGCUCUACCGUGAUGAAGACAGUUCGAUAUUUUAUUUCUGCUACAGAUGGCUUUUGUUAGAUUUUAAAAGAGAAGUCCAAUAUAGCGACGUUUUCAUGAUCUGGGAAACAAUAUGGGCUGCAACCUAUGUUUCUGCGCCAAAUUUUAGCUUAUUCGUAGCUGUUGCAUUAAUUGUUUUAUACAGAGAAAUUAUUAUCGACAACAGCAUGGACUUGACCGACAUAAUCAAAUUUUUUAACGAAAUGGCGGAGCGACAUGAUGCGAAGGCUGUACUCAAUCUGGCGAGAAACAUCGUCCACAAAUUGCAGGAGGUUAUGCAUCCUAUUGACUAUAAUUAACAGUAUCCACAGAAUUGCAUUGGAUAUUUUGCUGGGGUUGGUUUCUCAUUUGACGAACAAGAGUUUUCAAAUAAGAUGGUGAAACUUUGAGAGAUUCCCGUUUCCGGUCAACAAUGUAAGAAAGGCUGGGAUGAUUUUAUUGCUUUUGGCAGCUUUUUGGAUUUUUUUUGCAGCAAAUAGUUUAGGGGACCAUCCAUAUCACACGCAUAUCGUGCCAUGAAGAAUUCGAUUUUUAUUCCACAAGAUUAUAAUAUUGCUGUUUUAUCGUGUACAGGGAAGGAAGGCAAUGUUGAGCAUUUUAAGGUCAUUGUGGAACUAGAAUUGGGGAAAUCAGAUAAGGUACAAUAUUGAUAAUCGUUUGUUUAAUAUUUUCAAGUAUAUUUCUUUCCAAAAAAAGAAUGAAUUAUCACUGAACGCUUAAUGCAAAAAGACUGCUUUUUUAAUACUUUAGCGAGAAACAUUUUUUUAAUGGCAGAUUAUUGCUAUAUGGUAGAAUUUUGGAUUAUGUUUUUCGAAAAUGCUUCAAUCUUUAAGGCAUUUAUAUUUAUGCAUUAUAACCCAGGGGUUGUCGAACUUAAGCAAUCUAUAAAUUCCAACCCUUGCACCAAGUCAAACACGCUUUCGAAAAGCCAGGACUUGAUGAGCGAAGAUUGUACAAUGUAUUGCAAACGUGAAUAUGUACAUCUGAAGAAGAAAGGCUGUCUGCAUUGAGAAUCACUUGACAGGCGGGACAGAAAUCCCUACCGAGUCAUCCCCCCUCCUUGCAGUGAGCUGACGCCUGUUUCAGCCCAUUGAAUGGGCUGUUUGAUUGAAUUGACGGGGGUUGAUUACCCAGUCUCUGGGUGACAGGUAGUUGUUCCUCUCCUCUGCAAUAUUUUGAUGACUGAUAGCAGUCCAGGAUUUGUAGGUUCUGCGUAGCAGCCUUACCUCUACGUAGCAGCUUUUCUAAAGAAUAAUCAAUCUUUAUAAUUUAUUUGUUAAGGUAAUGGAAUUUCUGUCGUCAUUUGCUUCGAAUUUUAACUUCUUAUAAUAAGACUAGUGACACUAAUUAUCGUGAGGUUAUUAGCAUAAUUAUUUAUAAUAUCAUUGGCAUUUAUUUGAUAGACUUAGCCAGGUAAAAAGUCAAAGACUGCAAGCUUCUUUGAAUUAUUCGUUAAAUUAUAAUUUCUGCAACUGUCAAAUUUAGCUUAUGUAAAAUAGUUUUUUGAACAUUUCUUUCCCAGCUAUACGCGUAAGUCAGAAAUGCGCUUUUUCUUUGAAUUAAGAUUUAGUUUUGUAUAACUUAAUACUUAAUGUUAAAAACGCCUAAAUGUAUACAUUUUGUUGUCCAUAUCCGCAGUUAAUUUAGCAAUCUAUUCAAUUAUGUUACGUCAACACUGUAUCAAAUAGAAGUCAAUUUUUAAGCAUGGCUCGGGCAUUCUAAAGAGCUGUCAUUUCUCUCAAGAAGCAAGGCUAUUAAGAUCCACAAAUGCUGUUUUUUAAAACUCGAACAUCCAACUGCUAUCAAGACCAGAUGUCGGCAGAAAUGGGUCUUCUGCUGAGAGUCUUGUAUGAAGUCAUCUUCAGCUUGUUGGUGUAAGUUCUUGCAACCGUCUUUCGUUUUGCAGAUUCGUUGUGGGAUUUAUUAGAUAGAGCAGAGACGGGUUCCAAAAUAAUAAAGGUUUCAUUUAUUACUUGUAUGCAAUUUUUAUGAGUGCCCGAACCAUGAUUGAUAGGAGGCUGGUAGCAGUUUAGUUGUAUAUUUUUAGGAAAUGGUGUUGGUGUAACGCAGUUCAGUGGUUUUGUAACGCCAGAGUUCCCGUUAUAAUAAUGGGCAAAACGAUAAAUAAUGUGCUUCUACACUUUUCUCUAGUAAAACGUGCAAGUCUGUCAUGGGUGCCCUACUUGCCCCCGCACUAAUAAGCUACGGUUUGCCUCUCUCCCCCCCCCCAACUAUUAGCUACAGUUCUUUGCUCGGUCCAUCAGAAUUCAAGUUGCGAGAGAUGAUACCUCCCUUUGUUCUUUGAAAAUGCUGCAUCCCAUAUUCCAAUAAGCACGGCAGGCUCAGUUCAAAACUUUGUUAGUUUUGAAAACUAAUAAUGCUCUGUGAGUAUCUGCAUUUUCUCUUAGUUCAAGCUAACGCUUGAUUUCCCACAUCUAUAAGGUUCCCGUAAUGUUCGGUACAAUUUUCUCUUGAUGCACAAUUUUAGUCUAGUGCUACUUUAGUAAUCGAUCAUUUUCACAAAGUAUUUGCUAACAGAUUGCCAUAUUAUAAUUAUUGAUUGAGGAUAGUGGUGAUGAUUGUGACAAAAUACAUAACUGUCAGGCUGUGGUCAUUCAUAGCCCUGCAACGAUCAGUUCAUCAACAUCUCAUUAUAGCAGCCUAUAUUGAUGGUCGACAAUGACGCCCUUUCCAUUAGUCUUUCCCAAUUCAUUAUCCGUAAUAUCUGAUCUUGAAGCUUCGAUUUGUAUACGCUCCCCGGAACCUUUGGCGUUGCACAUCCACUGACUUUGUUAUGAACGUAUCCCGCUUAGACAAAAGCAUUGGUAAUUACGCCCUUCUUAAUCGUCUACGUUGAAUGUACAUCUACAAAUCAAAUCUUAUUAACCAAGAACGCAUUCAGAUAACGCAAUAAUGAUAAUUGCUACUCACA